Messenger RNA from Macroventuria anomochaeta, 1065 nucleotides. RefSeq names its product Tautomerase/MIF. Lineage: Eukaryota; Fungi; Ascomycota; Dothideomycetes; Pleosporales; Didymellaceae. Bases 1 to 1065 code for a protein of 354 amino acids. Gene Ontology annotation, molecular function: phenylpyruvate tautomerase activity. The transcript is spliced from 2 exons. The record is from RefSeq and is a predicted model, not a curated record.
AUGUCGCGGCCUUCAUCCACCUCAACCUACUCAGCAUCGAAUGCCUUCCCCAAGCAGGCUGGCGCCACUACCCUCCUCUCGCCCGAGUCAAACGACGUGCAGGCACUCACAUCGUCAUCGCAGCUUUCUUUCACAUCGUCGCCGCGAUCAGUCUUAGAAACACCUGCAUUCGACGAUUCAAGAUUACGGCCUGCCACUUCCGCCGGUGCCAACAUUGCACGACCUUACUCCCGCCAACGAGCCCAGUACUACGAGGAACAGUUCUCCUACAAGGAGGGUACUACAUCGAAUGCUCGCGACCGCGUAACAAAAGAUGCACCCAUUGUUGCAGAGUUGAGGACGAAUGUAAUCAUCAAGGAUGAGUACACCCUUGUCACCGACCUCUCACAUCAUCUCUCGACCCGUUAUCAGAAGCCCGAGACAUCGAUUAUGAUAACAGUCAACCACUCAGCGUGUCUGUUGCUCGGCGGUUCUUUCGAGCCUACCUACAUUCUUACCAUCAACGCACUGCCCGUGCAGCUGCAGCCAACACUCAACAAGCGCAAUGCUGCCAUGAUCCAGAACUUCAUGACCGAGUCAAUUGGUGUACCAAUUGAUCGCGGCAUCGUUAAGUUUGUUGCCAUCCAGGAGGAGGCAUUCGCGAUGAACGGCAUGACCAUCCUGGGCGAGAUCGAGAACCUCGAGCGGACUCAGGCUGAGGAGACAGGCAUGAAGCGGGCUAUAACCAAGAGCUCCCGCCGAUCUGGUGUCUCCAAGGCAAAGAGUAGCAUCACGCUUUCUCGCAAGACUUCCAAGGCUAACACCAAAGGAAGAACAGUCACCCCUCCGCUUCCUAGCCCUAGUCCACUCGAUUCCGGAAUAGCUGUCAAUGAGAAGGGCCUCCAGGAGAACCCUUCCGCGCAGCCUGCGAGCAAAAGCAUCAACCACAAGCAAUCCGAGCCGGUUAUGUCCAAGUUCAGCAGGAAGCCCACCACCAACCUCGUCCCACCACCCAUUCCUGAGAGCAAGACAGCAAAGCACUCUAUGCCUAAGCGCAAGAGUCUACUAAACAUUUUCCGCCGCUGA